Messenger RNA from Telopea speciosissima, 1067 nucleotides. Its product is annotated as two-component response regulator ORR3-like. The record is from RefSeq and is a predicted model, not a curated record. The transcript is spliced from 5 exons. NCBI's taxonomy places the organism in Eukaryota, Viridiplantae, Streptophyta, Magnoliopsida, Proteales, Proteaceae. Gene Ontology annotation, biological process: phosphorelay signal transduction system; cytokinin-activated signaling pathway. Bases 280 to 831 code for a protein of 183 amino acids.
AAAAUCCAUGGAGAGAUUCCCGACAACGAAAUCUAGAUUCGGUCUUUCCUCUCCGAUCACAGUGGACAGGAGGGGACCCCCUUCUGCUCCGUUAACCCUCGAAUGCUUUUAUCUAUUUCUCUCUUCUUUCCCAAUCCUUUCACACUACUCUCGCGUUAAACGUCGGACAUUUUCUAAUUUCCGUCUUUGGCUUCUUCCACUGUCCACUGCUCUCAGGACAAAACCCUUCUUUGUUAAUAGCUUUUCUCUCUGGCCGACCAGCGACCACCACGGUGUGCCAUGGCUGAGUCCGACGUAGAGUUCUCUGCUUCUUCGUCUUCUGGUGCUCUCAUUCAUGUAUUGGCCGUUGAUGACUGCCUUGUGGACCGUAAAGUCGUCGAGAAGCUCCUUAAGGCUGCAAAGUUCAAGGUUACUAUAGUUGAAAGUGGAAAGAAGGCAAUGGAGGUUCUCCGGUUGAAUGAAGAGAAGAUUGAAAGUACUGUUGAUGACCAGAAGAUUGACAUUAUUCUUACUGAUUACUGUAUGCCUGAGAUGAAUGGCUAUGACCUCCUCAAGGCUGUCAAGGAGAACAACUGCCUGAAAUCUAUGCCAGUAGUCAUAAUGUCAUCCGAGCACGUGCCAGAGAGAAUUAGCAGGUGUCUUGAUGCUGGAGCUGAGGAUUUCAUCCAGAAACCUCUUAGAAUAAGAGAGUUGCAGAGAUUACGAAACUUUGUAUUGCCAGUGACACCUACUCCUGUAACAGGAAUGAAGAGAAAGGUGCCACUUGAUCUGCUGCCUGAGAGCAAUACAUCAGAAAGGCGACCCCGCCUUGCUGGAGUUGCGGUUGCAUGAGCAGGAGAUGUAUUACUAAGCUUGUCAUCUUUGAGUGGGUGACCGCCAACACUUGUUUGUUGCUUUUCUUUUAACUUACUCUUGUUUGGAUUGUUGGGGUUUUGUAUAGGUGGGGGGGGCUGCUUUUUGUUUCUGGUGGCGGGUUUGUGGUUGAAUGGUGGCUUCAAGAUGUGUACUGAUGUUGAAUGACUUUUGAACAUGUAUCCUCUCAAUAAUAUUUCUAGUAUUUCUGAUCA